Molecule: messenger RNA, 1713 nt
Organism: Lotus japonicus
Lineage: Eukaryota; Viridiplantae; Streptophyta; Magnoliopsida; Fabales; Fabaceae
Product: argininosuccinate synthase, chloroplastic-like
Exons: 10
Coding region: 94-1530 (478 amino acids)
Biological process (GO): L-arginine biosynthetic process; urea cycle
Cellular component (GO): cytoplasm
Molecular function (GO): ATP binding; argininosuccinate synthase activity
Source: RefSeq, a predicted model, not a curated record
GCACCCUGUUUGCUUAAAUUGAAACCCUUGAAAGACGGCUACGCAGCUUUAGACAACACACAACACAAACCUGAGACUGAGGCUGACGCACGAAUGGCACAGUUGAAAGCACUCCCUGCAUAUCCAUCCUCUGCUACUCCUCCUUCCCUGCAUGCAACAGAUCACCUUCUGCAUCAUCAGUUCUGGAAGGCAAAGCCAUCAUCAUUCAAACAGUUGGGACCAAGAGCUUGUGUUGGUGCUGGUAAACUUCAAGCUAUAAAAGCAGUUCUGCGCAAUGAUACAGAUGUAGAAAUUUCUGAAACCAAGAAGGGUAGUGGGCUACGAGGCAAAUUGAAUAAGGUUGUUCUUGCUUACAGUGGUGGCUUAGACACAUCGGUCAUUGUGCCAUGGCUGAGAGAGAAUUACGGUUGUGAAGUCGUUUGCUUCACUGCUGAUGUUGGCCAAGGACUAAAAGAGUUGGAAGGUUUAGAAGAGAAAGCCAAAGCCAGUGGAGCCUCUCAAUUAGUGGUUAAGGACUUGCAAGAGGAAUUUGUUAAAGAUUACAUAUUCCCUUGCCUGCGUGCUGGUGCCACUUAUGAGAGGAAGUAUUUGCUUGGGACUGCGAUGGCUCGCCCUGUAAUUGCUAAGGCCAUGGUUGAUGUUGCUAAAGAAGUCGGAGCUGACGCUGUCUCCCAUGGGUGCACCGGGAAAGGAAAUGAUCAGGUUCGAUUUGAGCUGACGUUCUUUGCUCUAAACCCCAAGCUAAAUGUUGUGGCUCCAUGGAGGGAGUGGGAUAUUACAGGGAGAGAAGAUGCUAUUGAGUAUGCUAAAAAGCAUAAUAUUCCUGUCCCAGUGACAAAGAAAUCCAUAUAUAGCAGGGAUAGAAACCUGUGGCACCUUAGCCAUGAGGGUGAUAAGUUGGAAGACCCAGCUAAUGAGCCCCAAAAGGAUAUGUACAUGAUGUCUGUAGAUCCUGAGGAUGCUCCAGACAAGCCAGAAUAUGUGGAAAUUGGGAUAGAGGCAGGGCUUCCUGUUUCAGUCAACGGGAAGAGGCUUUCGCCAGCGUCGUUACUAGCAGAGCUCAAUGAGAUUGGCGGAAGGCAUGGAAUUGGCCGGGUUGACAUGGUUGAGAAUCGGCUCGUAGGUAUGAAGAGCCGUGGAGUUUACGAAACUCCUGGCGGAACCAUCCUGUUCGCUGCAGCAAGGGAGCUAGAGCUUCUGACGCUUGACCAAAAAGCAAUACAAGUUAAAGAUUCUCUAGCCCUUACGUAUGCAGAGUUAGUGUAUGCUGGCAGAUGGUUUGAUCCGCUUCGCGAGUCCUUGGAUGCGUUUAUGCAGGAGAUCACAGCGACCACAACAGGUUCUGUGACUUUGAAACUGUACAAAGGUUCUGUUGGUGUAACCAGUAGGCAGAGCCCCUUUAGCCUGUACAGGGAAGACAUUUCAUCAUUCGAGAACGGGGAGAUAUAUGAUCAAGCUGAUGCUGCGGGCUUUAUUCGGCUUUAUGGUCUUCCCAUGAGGGUUCGAGCAAUGCUUAAGCAGGGUAUCUAAGGUUGAUUUCAUUUCAAACUGUUUGGAAAAAAGGACUUGCUUUGUUGCACUACACAAAUUUGCUUGUCAAGAACAAAGGUAGAGUGUAGCUAGAGUACCUUGGAUUGUUAGUGGAUCAGCUACGCCUUAAUAAAAAUGAAUAUAAUAUCAUUCUGAAUUUGAAUUCAGAUCUUCUUUCCUCUA